Anopheles coluzzii is the source of this 2772-nucleotide messenger RNA. RefSeq names its product mRNA-decapping enzyme 1B (gene DCP1). NCBI's taxonomy places the organism in Eukaryota, Metazoa, Arthropoda, Insecta, Diptera, Culicidae. Gene Ontology annotation, molecular function: enzyme activator activity; mRNA binding. The transcript has a single exon. Gene Ontology annotation, biological process: deadenylation-independent decapping of nuclear-transcribed mRNA; positive regulation of catalytic activity; deadenylation-dependent decapping of nuclear-transcribed mRNA. The record is from RefSeq and is a predicted model, not a curated record. The coding region runs from base 608 to 2425 and encodes 605 amino acids. Gene Ontology annotation, cellular component: P-body.
AUCUCGCUCACUCUACCAUUGACGUCGACAAUGGACGCACUCCGUACGAGCGGGUGAGCGAAAUAGGGAAGCGCCAGCUUGAGUUUGUGUGGAAAAUCAAACGAACCAAGAGAACACGAUCCGAAGCUGACAAUACCCCAUCAGCUACCUUUCGGUGCGCAAAGAACGCAGUGGCAGAAGCGAAAAAGAAAAGUCUCCAAACGCGGAAAAAAAGGUGCAGUGCAGUUGCAGUUUUGCUGCACUCCCGCCGUCAACCCGCACGCUUGCGUCCCCCCGUCUCGGCGGGGAAAAAAGGGCCGUGGGAACACGAAAAUCUUCCGUCCAGUCGACACGGGAGCCACAGCAGCAGCAGCAGCAGCGGAACAAGUGUCCCUUCACAAACACACACACAGAAGCGCGCGGACGAGCGAGCGCACACAAUCUGUCUCACACACACACCAUUGAUCCCUCUUGGUGUCACCGUCGUCUGCUCGUGUGACACGCGUUUGUUUGCUUUUGUUUGUGGCCGUGGCCGUGCGAAGGAUUUUGGCGACACAAAUCUUAACCUGCUCAACCUCCCCCAGCACACACACAAACACACAGCCAGCCACACACCAAGCGUUCCGGGAUGGCAGAUCAGACGGAGCUGCGGAUGAAUCUGGUGGCGAUCAAGCGGGUCGACCCGUACGCAAAGGACAUCGUCAACUCGUCCGCCCACGUCGCCCUGUACGUGUUCAACAAUGCAGAGAACGAGUGGGAAAAGACAGACAUCGAGGGGGCGCUGUUCAUCUACAGCCGCUUCGCCGAACCGUACCACAGCAUCUUCAUCAACAAUCGGCUCAACACGAACUCGCUGGUCGAGCCGAUCCGCGGCCAGAUCGAGCUGCAGUCGAAACCACCGUUUCUGCUGUACCGGAACGAGCGGUCCCGCAUACGGGGCUUCUGGUUCUACAACAACACGGAGUGCGAUCGCAUCGGCGAGGUCAUCCAGAAGCUGGUGACGGAGUGUGGCGAUGGUGAUGGUGGUGGUGGCGGUGGUGAAUCAAGGCCACCGAUGAAUGGAGCAGACACGUCGGUGCCUGCUGGAAUCUAUCCUGGUGGUGGUGGUGGUGGCGUAACGAACGGCAGCGGCGGUGAAGGCGAAAGCACCAAUGUGGACAUUUUCACGAUGCUCACGAAGGCGCAGGAAGAUUUCCAGAACAAUGCAGCCGUGCCGCCGAACGGUGGGGCGGUGCUGAACCAUCACGCAGGGGUCAUGAUGGGCGCCCAUCCUGGUCAGGGCAUUGCGAUUCCCCAGCAGCAGCAGCAGCAGCAGCAACAACAACAACAACAUCCCCAACAGCAGCAGCAGCCAAUCACGAACCAGAACGCGCCGCGCAGUGUGGUAAACUUUUUUGCCGCAGCGAAACAGCCGGCCGCCUCGGAGGUGCCACUGUUCAAGACGCUCGCCCCUGUCCAUACGCUCGAGCAGAUCGAGAAGCAGCACCGGGCCACCACACCGCAGAAAGAGACAACAACGGCGGCGGCGUCGGUUACGGCUACCGGCAAGGUAACGCCGGACGUGAGCGAGCUCGAGAGCAGCUUUAAGCGGAUGGGCAUUCCAAUCGUCGGCGGUGGAAGCAACAACAACGGACCGCAGACACCGUCGGGCGGCAUGCCGGAACUCGGCACCUCGCCGCUGGCAACCUUCAUCAAUGCGGCCAACCUGUCCGCAGCGAUGCGUGGCUCCAACCAUCAUCAUCAGCCGGUCGUACCGAAGACGAAGCUGAUCGAAAUCAGUGAGCUGGAAUCGCGUCAAAAUGCGCAACAGCAGCAGCAGCAGCCCCAGCAGACGCCACUCCACGAGCUGCUGAAGAAGUCGGACCAGAUCGGGGGGACGGGGGGCAGCGGGGCCACGGUCGUAAAACCGGCCCUGAUGCCACCGACCAUGUUUAAGCCGACCGCGACGGCAGCCACGCCAGCGACGGAAGCGUUGAGCAGCCUGUUGCUCGGCCCACCGAGCACACCGAGCAGUACGAACUCUCCGGCCGGUGCCGGCAAGCAGCAGCAGCAGCAGCAGCAGGGCAACGGUACACCAGGCGGUCAGACGAAAGCAGCGGCGGGCAGUACUCCGCUCUCGUCCACCGGGAAGCAGCACCGGUCGUCAGCGGGCGGUAAGCAGCAGGCUAGCGGAACCACUCCACCGAAGGGAGCAUUCACGACGGUCACAUCGAACAGCAAGGCGUUGCUCGACUUCAUGUCCGAAGCGAACAGCAACCUGAAGAACAACAACAACAGCAGUGGCGGCGGCAAUGCUGCAACGGGCACGGCGGCGGGCGGUGUGGAACCGCUCACCCAGAACCAGCUCAUCCAGGCGGUCUCCUACCUGAUCAAGCACGAUCCGGACUUUGUGCGGAAGCUGCACGAAGCGUACGUGAAAUCGUUCACCGAAAUGAUAUCCAACUAGAAGUAGAACUCUCGCGGCCAGGGUGAAUGAUGAUGAUGAUGGGUGCGUGUAGGAAAAAGCUUUCGAGAUUCGGCCUGAGUACCCCUGUUUGCCUCCUCCGCUCUCCCGCGUACUGCGUCUGUGUGUGUCUUUCCGCUGCUUAUAGGCUCGCGCGUGUGUGUGUGCACGGGAGGAAGAAGAAUGCUGUUAAUAUUAUCCGAUUCGUUCCAGCACGACGAAAUCGGGUGUGUACGAAUGUAUGCUCGAACUCCUGUGUUGCCCUUUGGGAGACUGCUAUAUAGUUAUUACAUUGUUAAGGGUCCCCCGCAAAACGAAGCAAAAACGGAUUACAAAAACAAGAGAAAGGA